AGCACUGAAGACCUCAGCACCUCCUCCUCCUCUCAUCACCAAGGUUGGAGGCGAUUAUAUAAAUGAAGAAAUGCCCUUAUUCAUACGCACUUGGAAGGAUUUUGCCUAAUUUGCCUAAACAGACGUUAUAAACUGCUUGUUUAAAGAGGAUAACGCGGACAACAUCACCAUGAAACUUUCAUGUGCCCCGUCUUUAAGUUGAAGCGCGAUCAGAUGUGGACCCCUUACGAGCUCCUGUGCGUCUGGAUGGUGGACGUGUUUCAAAAGCAACGGCAUCAGUGACUCUGAACGACUUGUUUAUAAACUAAAGCGGAUCUGCUUUUCAUGGAUGAGCCUGGCAUGAAGUGAUGGAUUGUUGAUGUGGACAUUAACACAAUAAACGUGUUGCGCGUUUCGGCGCAUGCAGACGAUGCACAGGAGGACGCGGUAGAGUUGGACAACUGUGGUCUACGGAUGUCCGACGAACAGGAAUUCAUCUGUGCCACUCACCAGCCCAGUCUCAACCUUUAAGAAUUGGAGCAGUGACGCACAAGCAAAUCAGCACUUUAUUUUUAAGUUCAAUAGACCCAUCGCUCGAGAACCUCAGUGGACUCAUGGGUACCGUACUGUCUCUCUCUCCUGGUCCCAGGAAACCUGGUUAUUACGAUGAUCGUCCCGGUUCCCUAAGCCAUUAUCCGAGCUUGAGCAGUCGCUCUCUGAACACUCAGAAAGAUCGCAGUCUCAAACGCGGUCAUUCCAUCUUCCUCCCGGCUCUCACAUGGAAGCGACUGGUGGCCUCAACCAAGAAGCGGAGUGAGUCCAAAAAAACCUACCCUGGAGGUCAGGGGCACUUCAGGGCUCCUCUAAACAACAAUAGUAUCUACCACAAGGAUCCGGUCUUGCACCUCAACCACGAGAAUGUGAAGAAGUCCCUGUCCUGUGCCAACCUCACCAACUAUGAGUGUCCAGCAGGUCUGGGCCUAGGCAUGGGAUUCGGGAUUGGCUACGGCAAACCGCAGCAGAUUUCGUCUGUAAAGAAGAUUCCACCCGUGUGCACGUCUUCGCCCAAGCGUGUGAUCGUCCAAGCGUCGACCAGCGAGCUGCUUCGUUGCCUCGGUGAGUUUCUUUGCGGUCGUUGCUAUCGCCUCAAGCACCUUUCCCCCGCUGAUCCAGUUUUGUGGCUGCGGGCCGUGGACCGAUCUCUCUUACUGCAGGGCUGGCAGGACCAGGCCUUCGUCACUCCAGCCAACGUGGUUUUUGUAUACAUGCUGUGCCGUGACGUGGUGGACGGUGACCUGGUGUCUUCAGAGCAUGAUCUCCAAGCAAUCCUGCUCACCUGCCUCUACUUGUCCUACUCCUACAUGGGGAACGAAAUCUCGUAUCCCCUCAAGCCCUUCCUCGUAGAGACGGCUAAAGAGGCGUUCUGGGACCGUUGUCUGGCCAUUAUCGACGUCACCAGCACCAAGAUGCUGCGCAUCAACGCAGACCCACAUUUCUUCACACAGGUCUUUGCUGAUCUAAAGAGCGAGGGAGGUUGCGUAAUGCAGGACUACUCUCGAGUUUUGGAUCGGUGAAAAGAGGACACGGCAUAUUGUCUAGAUGCUAACAUAACGUGAUCUCCAGCAGCCACUGUUGUCAUCAUCAUCUUACAUUACAUACAUGCAAACAAGCAGUAUAGACACAAAGUAUUUCCAAUUUGGAGAACUACAAAAACAAUUCAAGUGGGAGUUGGUUGUGCGCAAGUAUUUGAUGGACAUCAAACAGUGAGGAUUCACAGCUGUUGGUUAUUCAGUUGGCCUUCCUUUAUGUCAUGUGCUGGACGUUGGGUCACCAGCUGCAAUGCCAUUAACAAGAUUAACAGAUUAGUGUCACACACACACACAGUCAGUCCUAUGUUCUACGUUCCUGGGUGUUUUGUCUUUUACGAUGCAGUUUAGUUGAAAAAAAAUAUCUGGGUGUCACGUUUUUAUUUACAUCUGAUACCAUUAAGUUAUGAAUGAAAUGGUCUGGAAUUAGUAAAGAUAGUUUUGUUAGAUAUUUGCUGUUUUGUUUUUUAAUUGAUGUGUCUGCAUCUUGCUGUGGAGGAAACAUUUGGAGGUCAGUUUUUGCGUGAUUUUUGUUCUGAUGAAAUCAAAAUGGACCCUUCUUAAAAAAAUGUUCCCAAUCUUAUUUGUGCAGGAUUUGUAAGUACAAAAUAUUUUAAAGAACUGAACACAUUUUUCUAUUAAGUAAUCCUUUACCCAAACGUAAUAUUCAUUCCACCCCUUUCAACUACAUAUUCAUGGUCCAAUGAGACUCCACCCUACUUUUUUUAUCAAGUUUUACUCGGAAAUACAUCAUAUUAUGGAUUUAUCCAAUUUUUUUUUAUCCAAAGUGUAUUUUUUUGCGUGCCAGUUUUUUAAAGUUUUGACUGUUCGUUUAAAUAUAGUCUGUUUUUGUGUACACAUACUUUCAAGGCAUGCGCAUUGCGACGAAAUGCAAUGCAUCUCCUGGGCUACAGACUUUAUUCUCCUGUAGACGUAUGCGCGAUCUAUGCGUACAAAGUAUGCAGUGUUAAAAAAUCCAGCGGUGCAUGUACAGUACGCGCACACUCUGAGCUUCAAUACACACUCUGAUGACGAAAACUGUGUCACGCGCAAUGUACGCAGACCCUUGCGUACACCUAAAAGGGAAUAUAGUUUCGCCUUUACACUGCAAUGGCAUUUUGUGGUCCUUGAUUACGACACCUUGUCGUCUCCAUAGAUAUACAAUAAUAAAGGCUAGAGUUCUCGUCCGUGCUGCUGGCCAAUGGAGGUCAACGUUCGCACCUGGCGGCCAUCUUGUCACAGUCAGCUCGCUCGCUCGUAGCAAUGAGUGCGUUUACAUGCACAGAAUAAGCGGAUAACUAUUAAAAAUCUGCUUAUUAUAGAAAACUGUUUUCAUGCGUUUACAUGCAAAUCAAUAAGCCGGCUAUGCAGACAACUGCGUUUACAUGGGACUUGGAGAAUUAUCAGUUUUCUCGCAGGCAGUGACGUCACCGCCUAUAGAACAUAAUAGUCGAUCAAAAAGCUGAUGGCAUAUCUGUCUUAAGCUAUAUUGUUGUAUCUAUUCUCGUAUCUGCAGAACCUGUAAAUGUAACAUGAGCUUCUAUUUUCACAGUUUCUCUGCCAACUGCUUUAGUCAAGCGGAGACUUUUAUGCGUUACUUUGCGCUUACUUCCGCGUGUGACGUUUAUCUUUCAUACGCGGGGACAUGCGCACAUGGACAAAACCGUGAGAAAGCCGGUUAAGGUGUUUACAUGCCACGUGAAAUCGGCGUAAUGAGCAAAAAACUACCUGUGCCGAUCGGUUUUUGCUUACGCUGUUUAUGAGCUUUCCCUGAUUAAAGAAAACAGUUUUACGCGUUUACAUGACCCCACGUGUUAUCAGUUUAUUAAGCAUAAUCGGCGUAACGCACUCAUUGUGUUUUAAUGGUGCAUGUACUUUUUAAAUAACCAUAACUUGCUCAAUUUUGUACCGAUUUUCAAAAUGUUUGGUUUGUUAUUAACGUUAAAGAUGUACUUAUGCCAAUGCAUACUUAUAAAUAAUGUUCAAGCAACCAGAGUUAUAGCCACAUUAAUAAUGUUUGUUAGAAACCACUGCAUUUGUAAAUCCGUCAGAAAGCUUGCCUGUGACAAGAUGGCCGCCGGUGAUGACGUCUAUUCCACUGUAAGACAUCUAGCCUUUAUUAUGUGGUCAUCUUCGUGUAAAGUACGUAAACGUGAAUCUGCGAUAAUGGUGAUGUCAUGCACGUGUUUAUUCAGUCGAUAGGCAUGCGCAAGUAUAACCAAAAUAACAAUGGUGGCCUACUGCACUGUGUUUGUCAACUUUUCUAAAAAAGUUUACUAAAUUUUGGUGCUUGGGUUCAUUUCAACUUUGGUUUUCUGCUUAGCAGAUUUAGAAAACGGAGAUCAAAUUAGUUUCAAACGUUUUCCCGUUUUAUAACUGUAAUAGAUAUAAAACGUAUCCGGGCACAGCAAACUCCCUCUUAUGUGUAUGGGUGUUAAAGUGUUACUGUGCAGUUGGGUCAGACAGAAAAGCAGAGCGCAGCAGCAUGUGGUGUGGCAUACGAUUGUUAAUCUUAUUGUGGCGUUUUUGAAGCAGGGCAAACCCAGACUUCCUCACAGAAGCUGACCUUAAAUGCCUUAGCACACACACGCUCUUUUAUUUGAGCACACGAGCGUACUUAAACCAAGUACAUGCUUUUACAUUUUCAAUCUAGUAAUCACAAACCUACUAAUACGCACGUGCAUGUGCACACACAAUUUUUGCUCACAAAAAAGCAAUAAUCCGCUCUUGAUCCAUCAGUCGGCCACAAUAACAAAAUCCCAUUUAGAUCAGAAAAGUCUUUUUAUUCUUUCUUUUAAUCUUGGUGUAUUUCGAGUAUGCUGUGCUGGUGUUUUUCCACACAUGGCCAGGAUGAAUACAUGAAUACAUCGCUAUAGAUUUGAAUCACGACCUUGUACAAUCUAAGCAUGAGUUGUUUUCUUUCAUUUGCAGCAGAGUUUUUGACCUCAAGGUUUCUUCCACCGCAGGCAGAUGGUCACAUUUAUUACCCAGCAGCACUGCUAAAAAGCAAGGGUUCAACAAAGGCACGGUCACAUUGAGUUUGAUGAGUUUAGGCUGUAGCCCAAAUCCACAGAUCUCCAUAUCUAUUUCAACCACUUGUUUUAUCUGCAGCGAAUGAUGUUAUUUACAGACACGUGGCCAUUGACACAGAUUUUUAACUUGAGUGAUGUGUUAUUACCGUAAGUGCAAAUAUCUCACCCUAUCCCGAUCACAUCACUUGUUGUCCACGGCCUGGUUAAAGUGUUUCAGUUUGCCCUUGUCGUUGCAUAGCUAGCGAGUACAGCUUUAGCAAAGGGCUUGUUCUGUGGUGUGCAGCGGAUUGGGGACAGGGCAGAGACGCACAGCGUUUCCAGCUUGUGUUUAGAGUCUCGUGCCUGGCUCGCCUCUAUGCUUCUCAGCUGGAACUGUUGGCCAUUGUUUCUCUAUCGUGUGUACCGAAGCUCAGGACUAUUGCUGGGUUCAAGUCCUCCUGAGAAGCUUUUAACACUAGUAAAACAAAAGCUGAAGAUGACUGUUUAAGUUAUUUGUUAUAUUCGGUGCUGCCGUGCUGCAUGGGAAAUGUAGUUCAGAGACUCAGUUUUGUAGUUUUUUGCCGUUUUGCAGCUAUAAGUCAGUGAAGCAAGACAAGACUGCAUACCAAAAUACUGUAGAUUGUGCAGUGCAUAUUCGCAAACACUACACAUUAUGAUUUUAACCAAUGGGCUUUUACAUUAUUUUAUCGAAACACCCCAAGCAUUUCAAAAUACAAUGUUCUUGUGCACUUACCCCAUAAAUGAAUUAAUGGUGCAUUGUGUAACUUUUAAAAGGAUCUCUUAACAGAAUGUAAUAUAAUAUACAUAACUAUUUUAUCAGUGGUGUAUAAAGACCUUACAUAACGAACUGUAUUAUUUUAUUACCUUACAAUAAGCCGUUUUUAUCUACAUACACUGCGGGCAGGGCUCCAGACUAACUUUUUCACUAGGAGCACAGUGGCCCCCAACUGAAAAUCUUAGGGGCGCAACCAGAAAAUUUAGAGGCACACACCAUAAAUCAACAUGCACUGUAAAAAAAAUCCCUAGAAAUUGCAGCUGGGUUGCCGGUUAAUGAAAAAUUUAUGUUUUUUACUGCCAACAUUUUGUUCAAAGUUAAAUGAACAUUAACCAUUUACAAGUCUUUGUCUUUACAGUAAAACUAAAAAAACAGCAUCAAGCAAAACAUUCUGGGAAACAAAAUCUGAAGCAAAAAAGGUUGAUGAAGAUUUCUGGUUCCCAGAAUGCUUUGCGUUAGGCUGUUAUUUUAUAGUUUUAUUCUGUAAAGAUAAAGACUUGUUAAUAUUUAAAAUUAAUUUAACCUUGAACAAACUCUUGCCAGUAAAUAACAUAAAUGUAAAUCUACGGUAAAUUACCGGCAACCCAGCUGCAAUAACAUUGUAAUUUCUACGGAAUUUUUUUUACAGUGUGCUAACCGAAUAUUCACAUUUCUACUCAUUUCCAUUGUAUUACUAAUAAAUACUUUGAUGAUAGAUGCAGAAAGUACAAUGUGCUGUUCCAAAUUCAGUGUAACAUCACAAAAAAAGAUAAAAUUUACUGGUCGCAUGUGUGCGACUGGAUGUAACAUUCAGUGGCACAUUCUCAAAUUUUGGUGGCAAAAUGCCACCAUUUGGUGGCAGUCUGGAGCCCUGACUGCGGGUCCCCUUACAUGGAAGUCGCGUCAUUUUUCUACAGUAGCCCUAAACGGACAAACUGCUCUACAGAGCGCGUUUUGUUACUACGAUGUUUCAGAUGUGUUUGUCCUGUGGCAGCUACCGUAUGCGUUUCGAAAUUGAAAGGUGAGCUGUGGACUGAGCUGUUGGUUGCAUUUCACAAUCUUACUACUUGAUGCCACUAAAAGUCCCACAUUGCACCUUUAAAGGCAGCAGAAUUCUGUGUAAUGUUUCUGCCUUUCAGUUAGGUAUCUCAAUGCUUGUUUGAUGCUUGAACUUGUAUGUACUGUAUGGUGAUAAAUGAUUUAAAUUAUGUUUGUGCCUUUAUUAUAAAGUUUCUCAAAACACUCAAAAAGAUAAAUAUCACCUUGGGAACCACUUACCAAAUCCCAUUAGUGACCCGUAGUCCCUCUGUGGAACACAACAAACACACAUAAAUGCAAGGCAGCAGCACAAAAGAAGCUGUGAUUCAGGAAAGAUUAUAGUUAAAUGUACUCAGGCAAUAUGAAUGAUUAAAAUUCAUGAGCCAUUUUCUGUUUGUUAAAUAUGUGCGACUUGUUGACAGAAACCUGUCCUCUGUUGUCCGUCAAUCACAUUUAAAUGGAACUGAAGUGGUACAUGCAAACAUCUGUAAUGGGAAUGCAUUCACCAACAUUAUUCAUCACUAAAUCUCAUAUAGCUAUAUACAUGGAGAUUUUUCAAUGUGAUGGAAGAAAGAUGCAAAGUCCUAUGGAUUUCCCAAUGAAGAACAUUUGCGGAUACGUGUGCAAAAGGGACAGAAGAUUUCUCAUGUUGAGACUCUACUGAAUUGAGAUACUGCAACAAAUGACUUCUGGACUCUCAGGAUGUGGAAAUUGUACAUUGCAACUCGUCGCCAUUAUUUGUUAUGGCUGCUAGAUUUAUUAAUGUUUUCAAUGCUGCUAAAUGUACGUAGAAUAAAAAACGCCAUGUAGAGUCUCUUUUCACAGAGACAGAAGUGUAACCAGUCUGGUGUAAAUGUUUUGCUUGUAUAAAUAUGAAAUGACUGAAAAACUGCAUGUAUAUCUCAUACAUGAAUCGCUGCUGUGGUGGUGUACACGUCAACCUGAGAUUCAUGUUUUUUUUUUUGUAUUUAAGUUUAAGGUCAAAUUUAUUUUUUAUUAUUUUUACUUGUAAACGAUCCUCAUCAAAAAUUUGGGGAAUGUUAUGACAGUAUUAGAAUGUUCAUUUCAGAUUUUUUUGCAUUUUUGUGGUCGUUUCAGUAACAACUUGCUUUGUGCACUUCGAAUACUGAAAUAUCAAAAAUUAGGUUUUGAUAGUGUUAAGACUUCACACCACGAUGGCAUCAAAACUGUGAACCAGAUAAGUUGAAAUAUUAGGGUCCGGGUGAGGUUAGACGUUAUGCUAUUGUCAUUGUAUCAGUGGUGAUCAUGCUAGUCAAGGUAAGACACACUCGCUAACCUUUAAAGCUGUUGUGUGUGAUUUAAACACUAAAAAUGUCACCAAAUACAUAAACAACAGGGUUCGUACACUCGGCCUAUUUGCCACUGGCUUAAAAACAGAUCAUCCCAAACUCACCUCCCUUGACUGUGGUCAGAUACAUCCCAAUCUCUCCUCCUGUGACCAUCAGCCGUGUUGAGCUCCUGACCCUCAUCCGAAGGGUCCAGAAUCUUUCCUUUGGAAAUCAACAGUAUGCAUAUAUUGUAUAGCUCAGAAAGUGACAUUGCUGUUGUUUGGAAAACUUGAAAAUAGGUGAAAAUGUGACUUCUGAUGGUGAAAUUUCUUUUUGUAGUUGAAUUAUAAUUAUUUAAUAAAGUAUUGAAUAUUGUGUAUUGAGUGAGCAUUGAGUAUUAUUUUAUUUAAAAUUGAACUGUGUGUGUG
Messenger RNA from Paramisgurnus dabryanus, 8106 nucleotides. Its product is annotated as cyclin-dependent kinase 5 activator 1. The record is from RefSeq and is a predicted model, not a curated record. Gene Ontology annotation, cellular component: growth cone; protein kinase 5 complex; cytoplasm. Gene Ontology annotation, molecular function: cyclin-dependent protein serine/threonine kinase activator activity; protein kinase binding. Gene Ontology annotation, biological process: brain development; axon guidance. Lineage: Eukaryota; Metazoa; Chordata; Actinopteri; Cypriniformes; Cobitidae.